CGGAGACGUGGCUGGUGGAGAGGCUACGUGCGGAAUUGCGCUCUCCUUGCAGCUGCCGCAUCAGCUGAAGCGUCCAACUCAGCAGCGCCGAGACCGGGGUCGGAUGGCAGGGACACUGCGGAGAGAAAGCGGCAGCAAUCUGAGCUUGUGCCCAGGUCUGUGCUGACUGUGUAUGCCACCCACCCUAAAGAAACCAUGAGACUGCGAGCUUGGAGCCCUGGCUGGGGUUUAGCUCUGUUGCUCAGCUUUGCUGCCCUAUCGUGUCUUUCCUCGGCGACGUCUAGCCACCGUGCCAACGCUAAAAAGAUGUCCCACGCUGCUGUGAUGCAGGCAGCUGCAGCAGGCUCGGGUACCUGGUUUGUCGAGGAGCUACUGGGACUCCGAGCCCUAUCGGAACUGUUUGUCGGCGAGAAGGGAGAAGCCUUUCUCUGCUCCCUUAUCGGUUCCAUUAUUGUUGGGCUCAGCGGGAUUUUCCCCCUUCUAGUGAUCCCCAUCGAGGCAGGAGCUGCCUUGAAGACUGAAGCUGGCUGCCAGAAGCUGAAGCAGCUGCUGAGUUUUGCCAUUGGGGGUCUCCUGGGGGAUGUGUUCCUCCACCUGCUUCCAGAGGCGUGGGCCUACUCCUGCAGCCCCGAAAGGGGCCAUCGACACCACCGGACCCAGGGCCUGUGGGUCAUUGUGGGCAUGUUUUCUUUCCUCUUCCUGGAGAAGAUGUUCCCAGAUGAGGAUGGCCAAGACGAGACCUCGAUCUGCUCGUGCACAAAAGUCAGUCCCCACACUAAGUCUAGUUGCGGACAGAAGAGCAUCCCCCGGGGGGCGUGGUCUACACACACCAAUGGACACGGUCCCGACGUCUGUCAUCUUGCUGCGGUGCCAAAGAAAACCUCACCCCACGCAGCGGAAAAAAUAAAGACAAGUGGAUAUUUAAACCUCCUGGCCAACUGCAUCGACAACUUCACUCAUGGCCUGGCAGUGGCCGGGAGCUUUCUCGUCAGUAAAAAAGUUGGCAUCCUGACAACAUUUGCCAUUCUCCUCCAUGAAAUCCCCCAUGAGGUGGGGGACUUUGCCAUCUUACUGCGGGCAGGGUUCGACCGCUGGAGGGCAGCGAAGAUGCAGUUGUCCACAGCCCUGGGUGGGGUGCUGGGUGCCUGCUUUGCCCUCUGUGCUCAGUCCCCCAAAGGAGCAGAAAAUUCUACAGCCUGGAUCCUCCCUUUUACAUCUGGUGGCUUCAUCUACAUUGCCCUAGUGAAUAUUGUUCCAGAUCUUUUACAGGAAACUAACCCCAGGAACUCUCUGAUGCAGAUCCUGUUGCUAUGCUGUGGCAUCGCUGUCAUGGCCUUCAUGACAGCCGUGGUGGACUGAACCACCACAACCACUCCCCUACGUGCGCUAUUCUGCACAACCGAAAAGACAUUUCUUUUUCCUAGCUUUAAUGACUCCAGCAGAACUGCCACCUCCGAGACUCAAAAAGGUGACUUGAUGGGUGAAUCGAACAGACAAUCGGAGGCUCACGGACCUCAGUUUUAAUGGUACGCAUUGAGUCCCUUCUGGCACCAUCCUUCAGACCCGGGAGGUCUCCAGGCUGAUGGAGAGGGGCAGCAGGAGGGAAACAAAGCUUGAUGGAGUGUGUGGUGCAUGCAUAGAAAUCCGCGUGCUUCUUCCUGCUCAUCCAGCGUAACGCGACGUGGCACCCAGCCCCCACAGGACUGCUGCUGAAUUUAACAGCCUGAAGAAAAAGGCAGGGUCCACCCUCACAAGCUAAUCCCUAAUCCCUCAUCUCUCUCUGACAUACAGUUACCACUACAUGGACAUUUGGACCAAAUCUUCUCCUGUACAAGUACAGGCUUUCAGUAAUUCAUUUGCAAUGUUCACACUAACACGUACUACAUUUUAAUAUUAGGACUAGUGCCUCGGUUAUUGAUGUAAUGGGUUUGUCAGGAAGGCAUUCAUAAUCAUGUUCAGUCUUGCAGCUGUUACAUUCUUUGCUUUGUGCUAUGUAGUUUUCCGCUCUGUUUUAUAAGGAUUCAUAUUAUAUUUAAGUGUUUCUGUUACGCCUCACUGUGGUAUUAAAUGAAUCAGAAUACUUGGAAAGCUGAGCUCACAUCUCAUUUGCCACUGACAACAUCGUUCAUGAGAUUAGAGGUGCUCAUGAGUUGCUUUGAUGCAUGUGCAUGGAACAAAGUAUUUUACUGGGUAUUACUCCAUACCUUUAUAGAUAACUAGAAGGUGUGAAUGUGUUCCACUGAAGUAAGUUAAGGAGAUGAAAAGCUUUAAAUAAACAAAAAUGCUAUUAUUGCUUUUCUCUACUUUGUUCGUCACACGUCUAAGAUGAAUUGUCUAACACAUUCACUCCGAGUAGGAUACAGCUUGUACUUUGAUUCAGCCUUGGAACACAAUUACCCCGAGUGCAUCUCUAAAGCUGAUUGUUGAAGGAUUUAAAGGCAAAGGCAACCUAUGACACUGACAAGGAAUGCAGUUCCAUGGUUUUGUCUUUAUCAAUAGCGGUGCACAGGACUUGAAACAGCUUUAUGUAAUGGCUACCUCCGAUUCCUGCAGUUCCCUCUGUGUCUUUCAUAGAUUUCGAACCUAUGCACCUUAAGUUGUGUUUUUUUUCUAUUUGGAUUCGUACAGACUGAAGUAAGGUUUUAAAGGAAUAUUUUUUUUUUUUUCCCUCUCUUAUGGUUGUUAAAUAUGUGUAUUUAAAACAGUUUUGAAUUGAAUAUGUUUGAACUGCAGAUUCUGGUAAACAGCAGCUGAUGAAUUACAUUUUGAUUGUUGCACAAAUACAAAUCCCAAUUACACUAAUAUAACUAAUAUUUCAUAAUGCUUUAUGCAAGUACUGUUUUCACAGUGGUUCAUUCAGUUUUCAACCAAGGGACUGUAGUAGUGAUGAGCUAGCAUAUCCCUUUUAAAUUAUGCCUCAUUUAUUUAAUUGCAAUUGCCCAUCCUAUGGAACUAAAAUAGUUUUCUUUGUUGACCAGGCUGCACCUUUUCACGUAGUUAAUAUACGCAUUUGCUGUAACAUGGUUUACUUUCUACAGUCUAGUGCUGGCAUAAAUGUCAUAAGGGAACUAGGGGGAGGAUAUUGAUUAUGGGUUCACACUUGCAUCACAGUCCAUUUCGGUAGGGUGACGUUGCCAUAACGACUCCCCUCCGGGUCUCCUAGCUUAGUCAUCUGCUAUCGAGCGCUCUACCAUGCUCUUUAUGCACGAGCUACACUAUUGUAUCAUCGUAUGCUGAACCAGACAGCACACCACACAGUCCAGUUUUUGGAGGUUUUCAUACACGUGCCUUAACUACAUGUAAUCCGCAAAGAAUAAAAAUAAUAGCUGUGUUCAUCUAUAAGGGAUUCGGAACUUAAAGCAGGCUGUUGCUAUUUCAAGCAUAUUGUUUAUCACUCUAAAAUUAAAGGUAUAAUUGCAGAGAUUUUAUUUUUUUCCCAGUUUUAACCAAUAUGUGAUACUAAAAUCUCUAAAUG
Messenger RNA from Scleropages formosus (Asian bonytongue), 3475 nucleotides. It is a transcript of the gene slc39a13, whose product is annotated as solute carrier family 39 member 13. The coding region runs from base 196 to 1359 and encodes 387 amino acids. Lineage: Eukaryota; Metazoa; Chordata; Actinopteri; Osteoglossiformes; Osteoglossidae. The record is from RefSeq and is a predicted model, not a curated record. Gene Ontology annotation, molecular function: zinc ion transmembrane transporter activity. Gene Ontology annotation, biological process: intracellular zinc ion homeostasis; zinc ion transmembrane transport. Gene Ontology annotation, cellular component: membrane. The transcript has 10 exons.